Messenger RNA from Calypte anna (Anna's hummingbird), 2108 nucleotides. It is a transcript of the gene CA6, whose product is annotated as carbonic anhydrase 6. The transcript is spliced from 8 exons. The record is from RefSeq and is a predicted model, not a curated record. Gene Ontology annotation, molecular function: zinc ion binding; carbonate dehydratase activity. Bases 185 to 1528 code for a protein of 447 amino acids. Lineage: Eukaryota; Metazoa; Chordata; Aves; Apodiformes; Trochilidae.
UGGUUUGCUUCUCCUCCACACAGAAGGAGAGCUGGAUGAAGAGCACUGGGGAGAACACUUUGCAGAAUGUGCAGGCAAGCACCAAUCUCCUAUUGACAUCCAGAGGAAAAAAGUGAGGUACAACCCCCAGCUGCUGCAGCUGGAGCUGAGUGGUUAUGAUGGACCUUUGCAGGGGGAUUUCACCAUGACCAACAAUGGUCACUCUGUUCAGAUUGAUUUGCCACCUACCAUGCACAUCUCCAGAGGGCUCCCAGGACUCUACACAGCUGUACAGAUGCAUCUGCACUGGGGUGGCCUGGACCUGGAGACCAGUGGCUCUGAGCACACUAUAGAUGGGAUGAGAUACUUUGCAGAGCUGCACAUUGUCCAUUACAACUCAGCUGACUACUCAAGCUUUGAAGAAGCCAAAGACAAACCAAAUGGGUUGGCUGUGCUUGCCUUCCUGUACGUGGAUGGGCACUUAGAGAAUACCUACUACAGUGAAUUCAUCUCCAAACUGGCAAAAAUCAGGUUUGCAGGUCAAUCAACAAAACUCACAUCCCUGGAUGUCCAAGCCAUGCUGCCAGAAAACCUUUCACACUUCUACAGGUACCAGGGCUCACUAACAACCCCACCUUGCUUUGAAAGUGUGACCUGGACCAUCUUUCAUUCUCCAAUUGUCCUUUCUCACACACAGAUCAGCCUCCUGGAGAGCACCUUGCUGGACUGGCAGAACAGAACGCUGCGCAACGACUACCGGCACGCCCAGCCCCUCAACCACCGGAUGGUGGAAUCUUCCUUCCAAGCCAAACUCAGCCAAGAACAAUGCUGUUCAGAAGAAUUCAGCAUCAGACUGGAACAAAUCCAGAUGCAGCUCCAAGAAAUGAAGAGAGACCAAGUAGGAAAUGUAACAACUGGCUUUUUGGUUAUUUCAGGCAUUAAAUCCUGCACUUUUCCAGCCUUCUACUUCCCCGUGGAAAACUUUGAGAGUUUUGUGAAUGUUCAUCCCCUCCACGAUAUGUCUCUCCAAGCCUUCACCUUAUGUUUCUGGACAAAAGCCCAGCGUGCUGGCAGUCAGACUGUGCUUUCCUACUCCACACAGGAGAGGGAUAAUGAGCUAGUGAUGACUGUGGGCACAGCUGUAGGACUCUGGAUAGGAGGCCAUUUCAUCAGCUUCCCCUUGUACAACAUGGCACAAGAUUGGCUUCAUUACUGCAUGGCAUGGUCCUCCCAGUCUGGAAUGGCAAAUUUAUGGAUCAAUGGAGCACCUGGUAAAGCCAAGAGUAUCCAGAAAGGGUAUGUGAGCCAGGCUGGAGGGACACUUGUCCUUGGGAAAGACAGAGACACUCUUUUUGGGACAUUCUCCAAUAGUUUUGCAGGGUGGAUGACUCAGGUGAACCUGUGGAGCCAAGCUCUGAGUCCUGCAGAUGUCCGAGCACUUGCACUGUGCAAGCCAGGGCAACUGAAGGGAGAUAUCAUAGCAUGGGGAGAAACCCCCAUGACCCUCUUGGGAGGGGUGGUUCUGCAGUCUGACACCAGCUGUCAGUGACUCUACCUUUUUUUUCUUUUUUACUAUUAUUAUUUUUAAGGCAGUAGAAUCCUACCUGCUUACUGGGAAAACUGAGAAAAUCUUAAACUAUUUGCUUCUUUCUUAUUCUCCUUUGUUCAGGCUCACUAUGCACCUUCUAGUGCUCAUUUGUCCAAGCAGACACAUGGGAGCAAAGCUUCCAUCAGUGGGACAGAAGCAAAGAGCUGAGUGGAACUUGGCUCAGUCCAACUCCUUGCAUUGUCACAUCCCUCCCAAGACUUAGCCCUAGGUCCUGUGUCAAAGAGCUCUCACAUCCUUCACCAAGUCUUGGUUCCCUGUGUGCAUCCUUCCUCUCCACUUCCACCAUCACCACACCCCUUCCCCUGCAGACACAGGACAGGACACAUAAAGCCCUCGCAGCACAAAGUGUGGUCCUAUGCAAUCACUGUGCUUUGAUCAGUGACUUCUGUGAAUGGAUGUAGAGACUGAGCAUGGAAACAGCUUCUUUUUUAACAUGUAUACAUCACAAAUUUCAGGGCAGGUAUAAAACUCAUCUUCUGAGGUUAAAGACUAUCUCCAUCAACAAUACAAAAUCAGUCCC